Molecule: messenger RNA, 3780 nt
Organism: Cololabis saira (Pacific saury)
Lineage: Eukaryota; Metazoa; Chordata; Actinopteri; Beloniformes; Belonidae
Exons: 4
Coding region: 114-1679 (521 amino acids)
Source: RefSeq, a predicted model, not a curated record
CGCUUAUCAUGUUAUGAUGAUUAUUGGGUGAACAACAGACCUCCUCCUGAAUGAAAAAGAAAAGGAAAAGGAAAGUGCUCGAGCUGGAUUGUUCGGCGUGGCUGUGAUCUGUGAUGGGAAGCCUCCCGCAGGAGCGGCUCACGCGUGCGUGUCUGGAGACGCUCUCCAUCAGGGAGUCCGAGUGGAGGAAGAAAGCGCUGUGGAGAAACAGUGGGGGGGUCGUGCCCAGAAGCAGGAUGGGAAGGCGGCAGUCACAAAGGAAACCUGCGCAGGCGCACUCGGUGCUCCAGAUUCAGGAAAACAUCCAGGAGAAGAGACCACAAAGAAGAAAACACAAGCCGAGCAGCCCUGUGACCAGACGCAACAUCCUCCAGAGCAGUCCUCAGGGAACCUCCGCGUCCAGUCCGGCCCCACCUGCAGGAGAACAGUUGAGAACGCAGGCAGCCGCUCAGCGUUGUGGCCACAGAGAACGCAAACACGCCGCCGUCGUGUCCUGCCCCGUCCCCCCCGGUCUGCAGGCGGGGAGUCAGGAGGACAGCGACACGGACUUGUCUGAGACAGAGAGGGGUUCUGAGUCCUGCUCCGGCCGGGAUCCCCCGCUGCUGGAGCUGCGGCCAGAGGUCGUGGAGGACGAGGACGAGGCCGAGGACGGCUCCUGUCACAGGGUCAGAGGGAGGGCACGGGGUUCGUCUGACUUCCCAGACUUCCUUCCACCACCCUUUAAUUCGUGGAGCCUCAGUCAGCUGGCGCUCUUCUACAACAUGGAGGGCAGAGCGGCCCCUCGGACCCGGCCCGUGGGCCCCUUGGAGAGGUACCUGGAGAGGCUGCUGCAGCUGGAGUGGGGUCAGAUCCAGACCAUCAAGGACGAGAGUGGAAAGUGGGCGGUGCCAGAGGUCGUGUCCGGCUGUCACAGGUCGGCCGCCGGCGUCUCGUCACGCCUCAGUUCGCCCAAGUGCAUCCUCCAGUGUCAGCGCGCCUUCCCCCUCAGCUUCCUCUCCUCCCUGGCCAGCCACUCCACCCUGCUCUCCGGCUGUGCCUGCACCCCCUUCAGGACCCCCCACCCCGCUCCCAGCCACGGCCACCCGGCCCGACUGAGUCCCAUGCUGGAGCACAGCAGGAGACCCCCGUCGCUGCCCAGGAGGAGCUACAGCGAGAGCCGGGUGUCGUCCUCAGACAAGUGCUGCCGAGCCCCGAGGCUCAGCAGCCCCGCCAGGACCAGCAGCUACCUGAGGAGGAUGCAGGCUUCCGGAAACAUCCGCCACCCCGUCAUCGGGGAUGCUCCGACCAGGCCACAUCCCGUAACUAGGGACCCCGUAACUAGGGACCCCGUAACCAGGGACCCCGUAACUAGGGACCCCGUAACCAGGGACCCCGUAACCAGGGACGCGGGACCAGCCAGGAGCGAGGAGGUGCAGGACGGCAGGGAGGCAGCGCCGGGGAAGAGGAGUGGCUCGGAGCAGAGGAGAGGUGGAGCAGAGAGACAACGAAACAGGUCGGAGAAAAGGCGGAGCGGCUCCGAGUACCGGAGAGGACAAGGGGAGCGGUGCAGAGAAGCCGAUUUUAAGGAGCGGGAGGUGAAACCAGACGCUGUCACUGCCAUUCUGGACAAUUUACCUGCGUCCAAACGCUCUCCCAUCCAGAGGCGGAGAGGGCGGAAACAGGUGGAAUUCAUUACCUAACAGCACGUUCAGUGCUAAAUAUUGUAAAGAGAACAGCGACUGUUGUAGUUUUUAAAGUUAGAUUACGAAUGUUCAUUUUCAAUCAUGUUGACAAGCAACGAUCAUGUUUUCACAUUUGGGGUUCAUUUGCCUGUUUUUGCUGUUCGCUCUUCAUAGCUGCAUGACAACAACUGAAAAACAAAACAAAACAAACAAUAUGGAAGUGUUGGACAACAAUCGUUCAGCCGCUGGCGUAGAUAUCGGCGGCCCGGACGCCGCCAGGGGCUCAAGGAGGAGGGAGGAAAAAGUUUUUGUGAAUGGAAUGGAACCCGUCAGUUGUGUUAAGUGCUAAAUGACUGUGUUUACAUGCAGUCAAUAACCCUUUUAAAACCCGAAUAUUGGGUCAUGUAAACGCCACUCCAGGAAGUUCUUAUAAACACAGAGAAACGCCAGACCACGCCACACUUUUGGAGUGAGGAGGAGAGUAAUCAUUUCAUAAAUGUAACGAAGGAUAUGAACAUUUCUGCAUUUGUAGACGGUAGAAAGUACCGGGAUAGCGAGAUUUACAUGAAGGUGAGCGAAAAGUUGUGCGAAGCAGCAUUUGUUUUGAAUUUGGAUACAAGAAGAAGAAGCAGAAAUGACGCUAAUUGCGCCAUCACGUUCUCCGCUCGUCGCUGGUUUGAUCCAGAUAUCCUGAAUGAUUAAUUACCAUGUAAACAGGGAUAACCCUGUUUGCUCACGCAUGUAAACGCAAUAUUCCCAAUGUUUCAGUAACCAGAAUAUUAGUAAUAAACCCGAAUUUUGACUGCAUGUAAACGUAGUCAAUGACACGAUGACGUGAGUCUUCAGCAAGAAAAAAAGUGAACAAAAGAAAUCAGACGUGUUUAGAGUAAGGCACCCCGUCUAUAGUUGAAAUAAAAGGCCAGGACGGACUCUGACCCGUAGUGUAACACCAUUACAUGAACCUGUGGGUGCUGCGGGUCCGCAAGACAGAGGAACUGAGUAGACGUUCAGUUUAGUGAUCAAAAAUCAUAUUACCGGUAUAUUAGGAUAACAAUAUAAUUAUAACUAUUUAGGAUAACAGUAGAACAGAAGAGAGGGAGUGAGAACUACACCUCUAAAUAGGUAGAUCUCCAAAAUUGCUCACAAUAAAUGUAAACUUUAACAUCAUCGCAAUAUAAUUGUUUAAUAUAACAUCGCAAAAGCAAAAAAAAUAAAAAUAUUUGCAAAAAAUAAUAGUUCAAUAACAUUUUUUUUUUUUUUUUUACCAGAUUUUCUCCUUUUUUGGGAAUGUUUACUUAAAAUUAUCGAAUGUUUCAUAAUGUGUUUUAAAGAAGCCUAAAGAUUUUCUACUAAAAUGGUUGAGGCAUUAUAAACCCCCAUGCAGCCAAAUUGGUUCAUUGUAAAUAUGGUGGUUUUUGUCAGGUGCAAUUUUAUUUUAAUAAAUAUAAAACACACUGCCAUAAUCCAAAUAACACAAUUGACUGUUUUCUUGGUCACCGGGGGCUAAUCGCUGCUUGAGGUCUUUGCUAUUAAGAAAGCAGAAAGACAGUUACACCACAUUAUUAUUAUUUCUAUAUCACAGCUCACAUCGUCACUGCAGUAUUCCUGAUAUUGUGAGGUUCUACUUUCAGCCACUGCUGUCUCCAUCUGGUUCAGACAACCGUCCUCCAUGAGUCGCAAACACAUAAACCGCACAAACCCCAGCUAAGUUAGCCAGAUGCUAGCUGGUGUUUGUGUUCCUGCUUAAAUCAGCUCGCGCUUCAGUGAAUGUUUACAGCGAUUGAUUGUCUGUGAACACGUGUGUCUGCACACCAGGGUCAAACGGUGCUGAUCAUUUGGAAAAAGAUUUUAAAUAACUAAUAUAAAUGUGUGCUAAAGACUUUCCUGUGAUGUGAAGGAAGUAGCCAACACUGCCUGAUUUAAAAAAUACAUAAAUAAAUGUGCACACAUCAUCAAAAAGGUGUGUAAUUUUUUUCAGAUGAACUUCUUAAUCAUUUUUUAAAAAAUUAAACAAGUAUUUGAGUUUAACUCUUGAUUUAACUCUUUUUAUGGAGACUGUGUCAAACAGAUAUUUGCAAUGAUAGUAGGCUAGUUAGGAUUCAACGCUAUUCAGGUUUAA